This is a messenger RNA of Schistosoma guineensis, 924 nucleotides long. Lineage: Eukaryota; Metazoa; Platyhelminthes; Trematoda; Strigeidida; Schistosomatidae. The record is from the annotation of a GenBank genome assembly.
UGUGAAUCCCGGGCGGGCAGGUUAAACAACACGGGUAGCGCACCAAUUGGAUUUCGUGGUGACUUGCACAUUUCCAGCCAUGAACCUAUUUAAACUUGGCAGGACCGUUUCUUAUUGUUCGUUUUAUAAUGUCCUUUCAAAACCAUAUACUCAAAUGGCAACAAAUUUGGGAGCAGAUAAGGAUUUAGUCCCUCCUUCCUUUAGUGCUGAUAAUAAGGAGUAUCCAAAACACAUACAUGAGAUUGUAAAUCGUAUCAGUUCCCUAACAUUAUUAGAAGUCGCAGACUUGUCAGAACUGUUACAGAAAAAGUUAAACAUCAAGAAUACCGGGCCCAUGAUGCCUAUGAUGGUUCAAGCGCCAACAAACCAACCUCCCGAAGAGCCUGAAGAACAACAAGCGCCUACGAAAACUGCAUUUUCAGUCAAGCUAGUGAAAUUUGAUGCAGCAAAAAAAAUCCAACUUAUUAAAGAGAUCAAACAAGUUAUUCCAGAGAUGAAUCUUGUACAAGCUAAAAAGUUCGUAGAAAGUGCACCUGCCAAUAUAAAGACUGAUGUGAGCAAGGACGAAGCUGAGCAAAUAAAGAAAGUAUUGGAAGAGGUUGGAGCGUCUAUUGCAAUUGAAUGAACAAUAUCAUACACAGACAAAAAAUAGAUACUGUCCAAAUUAAAAAUUAAUAGUGCAUUGUUGUUAUCAAAUAUUAGACAUCCCUCUCAAAGCCAGGUACCCAUUAACGACAUGCUGAGGCAAAUAACGUAUUCUUUUAAACUCGGAACAAGUUGCAUAAUUUAGUUUUGUCAAUGGAUCUGUAUAAGCGGUUGGUAUCCCACUUAAAUCAGAAACUUUCAUAGGUGGACAAAUGCGUGGUGGUGCAUUUAGAUGAUUGUAAAGAACAGCAUCUGGUGAAUAGCUAACCUGCAGUUGAA